Molecule: messenger RNA, 6693 nt
Organism: Heteronotia binoei (common prickly gecko)
Lineage: Eukaryota; Metazoa; Chordata; Lepidosauria; Squamata; Gekkonidae
Gene: URB2
Product: URB2 ribosome biogenesis homolog
Exons: 10
Coding region: 103-4734 (1543 amino acids)
Biological process (GO): ribosome biogenesis
Cellular component (GO): nucleolus
Source: RefSeq, a predicted model, not a curated record
AGACGCACGUGCGCGGAGGGACCGGGCAAGGGGGUGGGGCUAGAGGGAUAGAAGCGUGGAGCUGCGGAUGAAAGCUGGAGGCGGCUCUGUGGUAGAAUCUCCAUGGCUGCAAUUUACUCUGGUAUUCAUCUGAAGCUGAAAAGCUCAAAGACAUCUUGGGAAGACAAACUUAAAUUGGCUCAGUUUGCAUGGAUUUCUCAUCAGUGUGUCCUUCCAAAUAAAGAACAAGUCUUACUGGAUUGGGUGAGUCAUACACUGGUUUCUUGUUAUAGCAAGAAACUUGAUUUGUCAGAUGAAAUUAUUGAGAAGCUUUGGACAUACCUGGACAACAUUCUUCGUAGCAAAAAACUACAGAGUCUUAUCAAGGAUGGAAAAACAGUCACCCUACGUUUUUCAAUUGCACAGGUCAUAAAUGAAAGGCUUUCCGUUUCUUACACUCAAAAAACCCUGACGGAUGUUGGCACUGUAUUAAAUUGUUGUAGGUCUAUUCUUUCAGUUUCCCCCCUCGCCAUAGUUUAUACUGCAAAAUAUGAACUUCUGGUGGAUCUUCUAAGUAAGCUGUCCUGGUUAGCAUGUUGGCAGUUAUCAUCAGAAGAUGCUGUGUCCUCCCAGUUGUUUGAAGUCCUCCAGUUGACCCUUGGGCAGUACCUUCUGAUUCAGAGGCAGCAAGCCAAUGCCAAUCGUGUCUUUGGACAAGUCACCAAAUCUUUGCUUCAGCCAUGCCUGCUCUUGAGACAUUUCUUAACAGCCAGGGUGUGGACACAGGGAGAGGAUAGCCAUGGACGUCAGCACCUGAGCAGGGAAAUCCGGAAUGGCAUAGAGGCUUUGGUGAAGGCUGGCAUUUUCCAACCAGAACUCUUGCCAUCUUACAGAGAAGAGCUGCUGCCAGAGAAGGAAUCCCACAAUGUAAAGAAAAGGGCUCUGAAAACUCUCCUUCUGCCAGCCAGUACCAUCCAGAUGGUUGUUGGGGAUACUAGCUUUUGCCAGUCAGAUGUUCAUGAGAAAGCAGUAGCAAGUUCAGUGCCUCUUCUUUUUAAACUCUUUGUGGAGUCUUACAAUAAGGCUGAAGACCACUUGGUUUGUUUUUACAUGCUCACUAAACUUUUUGGCUGUCUAAAGGUUGCGCGCCUGCAGGGGGAUCUUUGGACUUACCAGCUUUCUCCAUCUGAAUGGAGUCCGGAGCUCCUUGCAGUGGAGCAGCUUCUGAACUCGGUGCUGAGCAACAGUACCUAUAAUGUUGCUGUUGACAGAAUUCGACACAAGGAGGUCCAGUUUCACUUCUACCGUCAGGUGGCACAGACACUAGUCAAUCACCCACAGGCCACCAUCCCUGCUUGGUUUAGGUGUUUCAGGGCCUUGAUAUCACUAAAUCAUUUGAUUGUGGAGCCUGAUUUAGAUGACUUGGUGGCUUCAGCUUGGAUUGAUGCUGAGGUUUCUGAGCCACGUACAAAAAAGGCUCAGGAGGCUCUUGUUAAUGCUCUCUUUCAGACUUAUGCCAAGUUGCGGCAGUUCCAGAAACUCUUUGAAGAGGUCUUGUCUGUCAUCUGCCGCCCUGCUGCAGAAGAUUUAAGGCUCCCAGUUCUGCCUGCUGGCAUCAAGGCCAAACUCUGUGAGUACCUUCUAGAACUGCCACCCAAUCAGAUAUUGGACAUUCUGUACCUCAUACUGGAGAAAUGUCAGACUUCAAUUAUUCCUGAUGUUAGAGGUGAUUCUGACAUGGCUUUGAAGCUGAAGUCCAUGAGCACAUUGCUUCAUUCUGUUCUGUUCAACAUGAGGACUUUAGAUGAUUCCACCCCAUUGCCUGUGGUCCAUCGGACUCAGAAUCUGCUGGAGACCAUGCAGAGGGAGAUAAUCCAAGCUUUGUUAGAUCUGCUGAAGGACUGUCAGGUGGAAGAUACAGAGCUGGAGCUUUGGCUUGAGAAAGUAGGAGACUCUGUUCUCCUGCUUGCUUGCACCUGGGUAGCAGCAGAUACUCUGUUUGGUUUAAAUUGCAGCAAAUAUAUCUCCCCAUUAGGCACAGCGGCCCUUACUGUUGCUGAUUCCACUGCAAAUUUCUCAGACUUCUCCACUGUUCUCCCUGGCUUUGAUGCACAGUAUUGGGAAAAGAUAACUAAGCUUCUAAGUAGUUCCUGCUCAGGUAGUAGGUAUUGUAUAGAAUGGCUGAUGCUUCAGAAGAUCAAGAGAAUGUUGUUGUAUUCCAGCUGCCAUACAGAGGGAUUGAAACAGAUUAUACAGCGUGCUGCAGCUUUUAUCCUUCACUCUGGAAAGUCUUGCAUGACUGAAGUUGAACCUGAACCAUGGGAUGGCAAUGCAGCUACCAUAAAUAGCUGCACUUACCCAACUGCUCACUGGCAUCUUGUUGUUUCAAAUCUUCUGAUUUUGAAUCCAUUUUUGUCUGUGAAUGAUGCACUGUAUGUUGCAGAUGUACUUCUGAAGACAAUGUUGAUGAACCAAACACAGGCAGCGUCCUCCGAUGCAGACGAUUCUUUAAUCUCAGUUGGAAAGGUGUCUAAAGAUUUCCUGCACAGCCCACUUCUUCCAGAAAUGAGGAUGCUACACACCUCUUUUAUAAGCCACAUAGUUCAGCAUUGUGCUAGUGUGCUGUACCCUACAGUUCAGAACGUUGCCAGUCAGCCUCUUCGGCAGCUGUCUGUGGAAGGUAUUCCAUGGUGCGAAGCCAGCUUUUCCUCCUGUGUUGCUGGAGAGAGGCCUAAAGAAGAAUUAUCUGUGUGCUGGACAGUAAUGGAGGAAGUUGCACAAAAUAUACUGUCAUUGGUGAAAGUGAGAUCUUUUGUUACUUUAGAAGAAGAGCAUAUCAGAAUGCUUUUGGAUUUGCUGGAGGUCAUUUCCGUAUUGAAUCUGGACAGCCUUUUUCCCAUGGAUCACGCUCGGCUGUUCCUCUCACUCUUGUCUUUGACUGUCAAUACCAGAGCUAACGUUUCCUGUGGUGAGGCCUGGUCUUUGAAACUCCUGGCAACCUGCUACCAUCUGUUAGCACGUUUACAGACUGGCAGAAAUGUCACCUCCUCCUUUAAGGUCUUGCAUGCUAGUGAUGCUCUUGAAGCUGUCUUCACUUCUGUGCUUGUGGUCUGCCAGACUUUUGCCAGCACUUUGCCAGCUGCUCCUUGGGAGGAAUUCCUUCAAGGGAUCCAAGUCUUUUUGGAACACUAUCUUCAGAUAGUUCUUGAAAGGCGGCUGAGUGUGAAACUGAACAUGGAAAAGUUCACAUCUUUCCUAGCGGCUUGCCAGCCACAUGCAGCCAGCAGCGAACUCACUGAGCUCUGGAACCCAACUGCGUAUCAGCUUCUGUUAGUGGCGCUAACUGCCCAGUGUCAUGUUCUGACUUUGCACAUCCAAAAGCAGAGUGGAAACUGGAAGGCGUCAGAAACAUUGCUCAAUCUGCUCAAGCAGGCCAUGCUUCAGACAGGAGCAACCAUCCAAAUUUUCCUUAGAAACAGUACCAAAGGCCAGCCACUGCCUUUAGCAUUUAUCCCAUGUGCCACAACCCUUCUGAAAGCAGACUUGUCUUGUACUCAGAUAGCAUGCCCUAUGACUGGGGAGGAUGAGCAAAAGAGGCUUCAAGAAUCAAGGAGAAACCAGCAGCUUUCUCACAGGGAUUUAUACCAAAGAUUUUAUACUCAAAUACUGAGAGAAUUGGACUUGGCAGGUGGCAGUUUCCAGUUCCUUAGCUCUGCCUUGCAUUUCUUAGCUGUCUUCUGUUCCAUGCCUGAGCUGCUUCCUGCACAAGAAACUUCUGUUGCUGUAUUCCAUUCCAUAAAGAAACUGCUUUCUGGUCCUGGAAUCACACUUCAAGUGAUUCAAAGCGUAGAAAUGCAGCUGGCAGAGUUGAUUGCCCAGCUGGUGAAGAAUUGCACCAUUGACAACUUUUGUGCCAUACUGAGGCUGGUGCUUGAGGGGCUGGACAUUUGCAAUGCUUGGAAACAAAAUACCAAGCAAGUACUGUCAGCUGUUACUCUAGUUAAACUUCUACUUGGCUGCCCUUUAAGUGGAGAGAAGGAGAAAGCUUUCUGGCUUUCAAGUCCACAGUUAAUCACCGCUUUAGUCAUGCAAGCCAAAGAGGCUUCUCAAGACCACACAAUGAUCCCCUCCCUCAUUGUACUUAUAUUGGAGACAGCAGCAAUCCUCCUGAGGCAAGGAGAAGGGAUUCUCUCCAACCCUCAUCAUGUCACCCUCAUGUUCGGCAUUCUUCUGACUGUCCCUCUUGACCAUUUAAAAACAGAGGACUAUUACAGCAUCUUCUUGGGAAUUCAUGAAGUUCUUUUUUCCAUACUACAGUACCACCCUAAGGUGAUGCUAAAAGCUGCUCCAUCUUUCCUGUGCAGUUUCCAUAAACUGGUGGUUUCUGUUAUGCAUGAGGGAAGACAGAAAGGAGAUGGAGGGAUGACGAAUGAAUUGGGAAUUAUACUUAAAUGUGCCCAGUUGUUAGAACGGAUGUACAGUUACAUUGCUGCAAAAACAGAAGAGUUCACUAUUUUUUCUGCUUUCAUUGUGGGCCAGUAUGUGACUGAACUGCAGAAGGUAACCUUGCACCCAGCUGUAAAGAAACAUCUAACCGAAGGGAUUUAUCAGAUUCUUGAUCUUUGCAUUGAUUCUGAUAUCAAGUUCCUAAAUGUAUCUCUACCAAUGGGAGUCAGGGAAGUCUUGAAGGAACUGUACAGUGACUAUACACAUUACAGAACUCUACAACAGGGGGAUGAAAAGUAUAGAGCAUGAGGAAUCCUUUCUUAUUGUUUCAGAAUCUCAUGGAAGACCCUCUUCCAGAGCAAUGGGCACCUGAUAUUUUAAAUGGUUUUUGUACUGUUUUACAGCACUUGGGACUUGUUCAUUUCACUGGGCACAUAUGAGACUUUCCCUGUGCACAUAUGACUCUGGCAAACUAUGCACUCCUUAAGACUCAUAAUAGAAUCUGUUUUUUUACCUCUAGAAAGAGAUGUUAAAGUAUUUGUACAGUUACAUUUAUACUCUCAAGACAUCCAUUUGUAAGAUAAUGCCAGAAUUUUCAAGAGACAUUGUGGUUCUUAAAUUACUGCAGAAAAUAAUCAUUUAUAUUAAUUUUUUAAAAUUUUGUUAUAAGUUUGUUUGUUUGCUUUUACAUUCAGACCACAGAACUUCUGUGUUAAGAUACCAUUGUUAAAGCUAAGAAUCCUUUUUUUUUAAAAAAAUUGUGAAUACUGUUCCUUGUCUGCACUAAACAUUAACACCAAUAAAGUAUCAUCAUAGAUUGGGAGUGUAAAUAUACUUAUGUACUGGUGUGGGAUGAAUAGCAAUAGCCUUCUGAUGACCAAGUAACUGCUCAAGUGUCCAUUUUCUUCUGAAAGCAAACCUUUCCAGGUGAGGUACCCAGGAGAGUUUUGUAGCAGCUGAGGCUUCCUUUGCCUUAAAGGGCAGCUGAUGGGGAAAGAAUGGAACAAGGUACAUAAUCAUCUUUGAAAUUAUGAAUUUGAUCAUUUUUGUUUUGCCCUUCCUCCAUGGAACCUAGAACAUAAAAUUAACCCAUUUUGUCUUCGCAACAGCCUGGCUUAAAGUAGUGUUAGAUGUGAGACAAAGUGGCUUCAAGGAUAAAAGGCUGCCCAAAUUCAAAUAGAUUACACUAGUUUUCCUCUAAAAGCCUGUUCUUUAUAUUGUGGUUUGAGAAAUGUUUACCAAAUAUUGGCUUUUCCCUAGUUUCUUCUGCCCGCUUGUGAUUAAUUCAUGAAACCUCAACAAUUUAAAUUUAACUUGUGGUUCCAUGGUACAACUCUUUCUCUUUUGGCCACUAUAGGCUUGUGAUAGCAGAGCACAACCUUGGGAGCAAGUACAACCUUCUUCCAUCCUUGUCUGGUGUUUGAAAGCACUGGAGAAGGGGACAUGAAAAGCAUCAGAGAGAGAGCAGAAUGUAUGAACAAGAGCAGAAGAAAUGUCAGGAGAAGGGGAUCCAUGCUUCUCUCUCUCUCCUUCCCCUAAAUGUCCCCAUGCAGCUUAUGAAAUUUCAUGACCGUUAUCUAGUCAGAAACAUAAAUCCUUGUUUGACCAUACAGUAUGGCUAUGACUAGACUCCCAAGACUCUGCUAACAGUAGAAGAAUUAUGUCCUGACAGUUUCCUGCCUUGAAAGAAGAGAGACAAUUCUGUACCUUAAAUGUUGAAAAUCUGCUCUGAGGAAGAAGUCAGUUGAAGAACUGAAAGCAGUUUUGCACAGACACAAGAACUGGAAAUGAAAUUUGGCAAGGCCGUUGAGUAGGGAGAUGAGACUCCCAUUCAGACCAAAGGAAAGGGGAUAUAUCUCCAGGGGAAAGAAGAAGAAUCCCUGCCAGUUAAACAGGGAGAGUAAUCGCUGGGAGAAGGAGGAGAUCCCUGGUCUGCUGUGAAAGAAAACUGCCUGAGACACCUCAAGAGCUAGAGAGAAAUUUGGGAUUAAAAGGAAGGAAGUUGGGUAACUAAAAGAAGGCACCAGCCACAAGGAAAUAAUAGGAGAAAUAGGAAACUAUAUUAAGAAGUGUUAUAGUUUUUGGCAAACCUAGGGAGAAAGCCUCCCCAUAUUAAGAUCUCAGUGAUUAAGAAAAUAAUCUUCAAUAACUCUCAUUUGCCUGUAUAAAUAAUUACAAUCUGUGCAGCCACUGAUUUUUGCCUCAAAGUUAACAACUUCUGAUUACAUCUGAGCUUCCUCUGUCUUUUAAAUAAAAUCUUUUGUUUGA